AUGGCCAAGAACCUUUGGAAUAAAUAUCGGGUACUUUUAAGGUUGGUUAGCGAGCAUGAUGUUUCAAGUAGAACAAUGUUUUAUCGUAGCAAUGCAGAAAAAUUUCACCUUCCAAACUUUACCACCGAUCUACCGUACUCAAGUUCCGGAACCACUGAACCGGAACAGCCAAAUGACACCACAGGAUAUGCUGGGAUUUUAUUUGUUCCCAAGCACUCGACAACGAAUGUUAGAGAGAUAAUUAGCGCGUUGGAAUUUUGCCAAUGCGAUGGAUGCCGGGGUUCUGGAUUUCUACUGUUGGGACAAGCAGAAGCACUUUUUAAAGUUGCUAUUUUUAAAGUUGAAAAUAGAUAUCUGCAAAAUAUGGGACCUGAUUUCGUUUUGGUAAAGCUGUAUAAAAUUGGAAAACAUAGUUUUGGUUGUCGAGGUUUACCGCGCUCUGACAGAUCCAUAGAAUGGUUUGUGAGUCUUGUGAGCACUGCUAAACUUGGUAAGUUAGCUACAAUCGACCCGUACAGGACAAAGGCAAGAAAUGAAGGAGCUGGACCAAUAAAGAGUGGAGGGGACGAAAAUAAGCUGUUGACAACGAAGAAAGAUAGGUUUCAGCCUUACAGUCAAGAAUUUCGGAAAUGUCGGAUAUGUAAAACAGUGGUUCAUCAAGUUGGUUCGCAUUACUGUCAACAGUGUGCUUAUCAGAAAGCUAUAUGCGCUAUGUGUGGAAAGAAGUUGGCGAAUACGAAGAAGUAUAAAAUGUCUUCAGUUUAA
Enterobius vermicularis (human pinworm) is the source of this 765-nucleotide messenger RNA. The record is from the annotation of a GenBank genome assembly. Lineage: Eukaryota; Metazoa; Nematoda; Chromadorea; Rhabditida; Oxyuridae.